Molecule: messenger RNA, 663 nt
Organism: Enterobius vermicularis (human pinworm)
Lineage: Eukaryota; Metazoa; Nematoda; Chromadorea; Rhabditida; Oxyuridae
Source: the annotation of a GenBank genome assembly
AUGACGUCAAAAGAACCACGUACGGACCCGCAGUGGGUAACGCCGUCCUCCAACCAGGAUGUUCCUCCAGAUUAUGAAACAAUUGGUACAAUAUUUGGUUAUGCACUUGUAGUAUUAUCAUGGAUUCUGAUUAUAAUAACUUUCCCUUUCUCAAUGUGUGUAUGUCUGAAGGUAAUAAAAGAGUACGAGAGGGUUGUGAUAUUCCGAAUUGGAAGGCUUGUUUUUGGAGGUGCCAGAGGUCCUGGCAUGAUUUUUGUUAUUCCUUGCAUCGAUACGUACAGGAAGAUUGAUUUAAGGGUAGUUUCUUAUGCAGUACCACCUCAGGAGAUUCUUUCGAAGGAUUCUGUAACUGUGUCAGUCGAUGCAGUAGUUUACUUCCGAACGUCAGAUCCGAUAGCUUCAGUUAAUAAUGUUGAUGAUGCAAUAUACUCUACAAAACUUCUUGCUCAGACAACGCUUCGUAAUGCACUUGAAAGAGAAGCAAUCGCACAACUUUGCGAAACAAUUUUGGAUGAAGGCACUGAACACUGGGGCGUAAAAGUAGAACGUGUUGAAGUCAAAGACAUUCGUCUACCGCAACAGUUGACUCGUGCUAUGGCAGCCGAAGCAGAAGCAGCUCGAGAAGCUCGUGCCAAAGUUGUAGCUGCUGAAGGAGAACAAAAA